Acomys russatus (golden spiny mouse) is the source of this 696-nucleotide messenger RNA. It is a transcript of the gene Bsx, whose product is annotated as brain specific homeobox. Gene Ontology annotation, biological process: regulation of DNA-templated transcription. Gene Ontology annotation, molecular function: DNA-binding transcription factor activity, RNA polymerase II-specific; DNA binding. The transcript is spliced from 3 exons. The coding region runs from base 1 to 696 and encodes 231 amino acids. The record is from RefSeq and is a predicted model, not a curated record. Lineage: Eukaryota; Metazoa; Chordata; Mammalia; Rodentia; Muridae.
AUGAAUCUCAACUUCACCUCUCCUCUCCACCCGGCGUCUUCUCAGAGGCCCACGUCGUUUUUCAUCGAGGACAUUCUGCUACACAAGCCCAAGCCGCUGAGGGAGGUGGCCCCUGACCACUUUGCCAGCUCUCUGGCCUCAAGGGUGCCUUUGCUAGACUACGGCUACCCCCUUAUGCCCACACCCACCCUCCUCACCCCUCACGCCCAUCACCCUCUGCAUAAAGGGGAUCACCACCAUCCUUAUUUCCUGACCACCUCAGGGGUGCCUGUCCCAGCGCUGUUCCCGCACCCACAGCACGCAGAGCUGCCAGGGAAGCACUGCCGCCGCCGCAAAGCUCGCACGGUGUUUUCUGACUCGCAGCUCUCCGGCCUGGAGAAAAGGUUUGAAAUCCAGCGCUACCUGUCGACGCCAGAGCGUGUGGAGCUGGCCACUGCCCUCAGCCUCUCGGAGACUCAGGUGAAAACGUGGUUCCAGAACCGGCGGAUGAAACAUAAAAAGCAGCUGAGGAAAAGUCAAGACGAACCCAAAGCCGCAGAUGGACCUGAGAGCCCCGAGGGCAGCCCCCGUGCCCCGGAGGCUGCGGCCGAAGCUCGGUUGAGCCUGCCGGCCGGCGCCUUCGUACUUACAGAGCCCGAGGACGAGGUGGACAUAGGGGACGAAGGCGAGCUCAGCUCAGGGCCGCACGUGCUCUGA